This is a messenger RNA of Rhincodon typus (whale shark), 740 nucleotides long. RefSeq names its product eukaryotic translation initiation factor 3, subunit K (gene eif3k). The transcript has 7 exons. The record is from RefSeq and is a predicted model, not a curated record. Gene Ontology annotation, cellular component: cytoplasm; eukaryotic translation initiation factor 3 complex. Gene Ontology annotation, biological process: regulation of translational initiation. Gene Ontology annotation, molecular function: ribosome binding; translation initiation factor activity. Lineage: Eukaryota; Metazoa; Chordata; Chondrichthyes; Orectolobiformes; Rhincodontidae. The coding region runs from base 207 to 602 and encodes 131 amino acids.
AUAGGUAUAACCCUGAGAAUCUAUCAACACUGGAACGUUAUGUGGAGACGCAGGCCAGAGAGAAUGCAUAUGAUCUGGAAGCCAAUCUGGCAGUUCUUAAACUGUAUCAGUUCAAUCCUGCUUUCUUCCAGACCACUGUCACAGCACAGAUCUUGCUGAAAGCACUGACGAAUCUGCCACACACUGAUUUUACGCUCUGCAAAUGUAUGAUUGACCAGGCACAUCAAGAAGAACGACCAAUCCAGCAGAUCCUGAAUCUCGGUGAUCUGCUGGAGACCUGCCACUUCCAGGAUUUCUGGCGCAACCUGGAAGAAAACGCUGAGCUGAUUGAUGGAAUAACAAGCUUUGAAGAUUCAGUGCGAAAAUUUAUCUGUCACGUCGUUGGAAUUACUUACCAAACAAUUGAGAAGUGGCUGCUGGCUGAAAUGUUGGGAGAUCUGACGGAUAUGCAGUUGCAAGUUUGGAUGAGUAAGUACGGCUGGGUCGAGGCUGAACCAGAUAAAAUCUUCAUUUGCAACCAAGAAGAAAGUAUCAAGCCCAAAAACAUUGUGGAAAAGAUAGAUUUUGACAGUGUAGCUAGUAUCAUGGCAUCAUCGCAGUGAACACCUCCAUUGUAGACUCCCAGCUGUUUUCUGACCAAAAUGCUCUUCCUGUGAUUCUUGUACAAUUAAAGUAAUUUCAAAAAAUUUAUUGACAAUCAGAUUUACUUACUGAAUGAAGAAUUUGAAGCACAGGUGCAA